UCUAGGAUUAAGAAAUCAUUUCAUUCUGAGAAAAAGUCGAACCAAGAUGAAUUUUUUGCAUUUAUUAAUACUUUCAGUGAAGCGGUGACAGGAUAUUAUUGUGCAAAAUAUGAUGUGUUAAAUGCGAACGCUCAAAGGGGUCUUUCAAAGCUCACUGUAAAAUUAUUAUUGCCAUGUCUGUUAUUCGCUCAAGUAGCAGAAAGUAUUGACGCUGAGACUCUACUUCGAUUAUGGCCCAUUCCAGCAUUCUUCAUAACAACCUCUUUAAUAAGUGGUUUUCUGGGCUUAGUCGGCGGAAAAAUAUUUAAUUUCUCAAAUUCACAAACCAGAUUAAUCGCUACCGGAAUAAUAUUUAACAAUGUGACGUCGAUGCCUAUUGGAUUAAUACAGAGUUUGGCGGCUACUGAAGCGAUUGAGUUUUUGUUAUGGGGUGAGCAUGACAAGCCAAAAAAAGCGUUUGCUCGUGGUGUUUCUUAUGCGUUAUUAAAUACUUUAUUGGCGAAUAUUCUGAGAUUUAGUCUUGGUACGUGGUUACUUAAAAAAAAAGAAAGUGAUGUUGCCGACGAAGAACAAAUAGAUACCGAAAAUAUUCCAUUACUAUCUUCAUCGUCGCAUCAAACACCCCAUGCACCGUUUUCAAAUCUAAUCAAUAAAAUCAAUGGUUUCAUGAAUGCACCUCUCUAUGCCGCAUUAAUAGCAAUAAUAGUAGGAACGAUCCCCACUAUAAGAUCCCUAUUCUUUGGAGAGUCUGCAAUCCUCUACACAGUGAUAACACGGCCAGUACAAUAUAUAGGUGAAAUAGCAAUUCCAUUCACGAUCCUCCUUCUCGGUGCACAACUAAAUAACAUUUCACCACACAAAAGUCGCGAACUACUCCCAAUAAUCUCUUACAUUAUGACAUGUCGAUUUAUAAUUAUGCCAAUUAUCGGGAUCUCAUUAGUGGUGUUAACUAGAGGCUGGUAUUUCGAUGAUCCGAUGUUAUGGUUUGUGCUAAUGCUGGCUGCUAGUGGACCAACUGCUAUCAAUACUAUGAAUAUGGCACAGAUUACUGGUUCUUUUCAAGAGGAGGUCGCCGCUUUGUUAGCUUAUUCGUAUAUUGCUUUGGCGCCGAUGAUCACUGUUUUUACGAUGAUUAUGUUGAGCGUUAUUGAAAGUUUAACUCAUCAAGAUCAUAAUUAA
Molecule: messenger RNA, 1179 nt
Organism: Ambispora leptoticha
Lineage: Eukaryota; Fungi; Glomeromycota; Glomeromycetes; Archaeosporales; Ambisporaceae
Source: the annotation of a GenBank genome assembly